Musca vetustissima is the source of this 912-nucleotide messenger RNA. Its product is annotated as pyridoxal phosphate phosphatase PHOSPHO2-like. The transcript has a single exon. Gene Ontology annotation, molecular function: phosphatase activity. Lineage: Eukaryota; Metazoa; Arthropoda; Insecta; Diptera; Muscidae. The coding region runs from base 1 to 912 and encodes 303 amino acids. The record is from RefSeq and is a predicted model, not a curated record.
AUGAGUAAACCUGCAGCUAUGUUGGCAAUGAGUGGAUCAGGUGUUGCUGCUCCCGCUGGUGGCGGUGGACAGGCCACAAAAGUGAUUAAACGUUAUUUGGGAGCAUUUGAUUUCGAUUAUACGGUGGUAGCUCAAAACACAGAUACCGUAGUGCGUGAUAUCCUGCCGCCGAAUAAGUUGACCAAAGAUCUACAAGAAAUUGCCGAGGCCAAAGGAUGGACGGAACAUAUGGCUGAGAUAUUUCGACGGCUACAUGAAGUGAACAUAAAACCCGACAAGAUAUUGCAAACAAUACAAGCUAUACCCGAGGUACCGGGAUUUGUGCGUAUGCUCAAAAGGCUAAAGUCGAAAUAUGAUUGUGAUUUGAUUAUUAUCAGUGAUUCGAAUAGUAUUUUCAUCGAGGAAUGGCUAAAAUAUCAUGGACUAAGUGAUAGUUUUACCAAAGUUUUCACGAAUCCUGCACGAUUUGAGGCGAACGGAUUGCUGACCAUUCAACCGUAUCAUCAUCAAACCGAAUGUCGUAUGAGUUCGGCAAAUCUGUGCAAAGGCAAGGUGUUGGAACAUUUUCUCAUUGAACAAGAUCUACGCUAUAAUAUGACAUAUGAACAUGUCAUCUAUGUUGGUGAUGGCAACAAUGAUAUUUGCCCUGUUACCAAGUUGAGUCCGCGUGAUAUUGCCUGCCCUCGGGAGGGUUUUUCAAUGGAUAAGACCUUAACUAAAAAUCCUUUAAAACUGAAAGUCCGUUCGGAAAUAAUACGUUGGAAGACCGGUUUUGAUUUGUUGGAGAAGUUAGAAAAACAUAUAGAGAAAACUUGUCAUAAUAAAUCACUUCGGGCAGGCGAACAAGAGAAAAAGUUGAAAAACGAAGAAAUACCACAGCGUAAAAAUUCAACAACCACAGAAGUUCAUUAG